Molecule: messenger RNA, 5491 nt
Organism: Rhea pennata
Lineage: Eukaryota; Metazoa; Chordata; Aves; Rheiformes; Rheidae
Gene: NBR1
Product: NBR1 autophagy cargo receptor
Exons: 22
Coding region: 249-3239 (996 amino acids)
Biological process (GO): macroautophagy
Cellular component (GO): phagophore assembly site
Molecular function (GO): zinc ion binding; ubiquitin binding
Source: RefSeq, a predicted model, not a curated record
CGCUAGGGCCGGUGCGGCUGGGGAGCGCGUAGGGGCGCUGGCAACCGUGCGGAGGGGGAGCGGGCAGGCUGGGCGAGGCGCGGAAGUCGUGGGCGGCGGCGGCGGAAGCUGUCGCGCAGCCUCGGAAGUGAGUGUCCGCUCACGCCGCGGCCACCCGGCUCCGGCCUGCCGGCUCUGUUUAUUGUUUUGGUUCCAGAUCGCCUGUCCCGCCCUUCUGCCCAAUCAGAGCUGUGCGGCAGGAGCGCGGCAUGGAGCCGCAGGUGAACCUCCGCGUGAGCUGCCGCGGCGAGACCCAGAGCUUCCUGGUGUCGAGCUCGGCGCACACGACGUGGGCGGACGUGGAGGCGAUGGUGAAAGUUUCAUUUGACUUAAACAACAUUCAGAUCAAAUAUGUUGAUGAGGAUAAUGAUGAGGUCUCUGUGAAUAGCAAAGAGGAAUAUGAAGAAGCUUUGAAGAUUGCAGUUAAACAAGGAAAUCAACUCCAGAUGAAUGUGUACGAAGGAAACAGUUCUCCAGAAGGAAUUUCAUAUUCUUGUCCUUUGCAACUGUGUGAAAACACUAUGUCAGAAGAGUUGGCUGUCAUUAAAGACAGGAGGAAACCUCUCUCACACUAUUCCAUGAUAACUCCAGGGUUAGAGGAAGACAAAAAAAAUGAAAAGGAGGUGACAAAUCAGCAAAAGUUGAAUCUUAAUAGAAAAGGAAGAAAAAAUGAAAAUCCUCCAAAAUGGUUUACUAGCUACUUGGAAACAUUCAGGGAACAGGUAGUUAAGGAAACUGUUGAGAAACUUGAGCAGAAGCUAUAUGAGAAGCUUGUUCAUCACAAUCAGCCUCCAGAUUUUUCUGAGAGCUCCAUUACAGCAGCACCUCCAACUUUGGAGACCAAGUCAGUGAAUGGCAGCCAGUGUGACUGGCUGAUCUCCUGCUGCAACUGUCAGACCCGAAUCGUUGGAGUCCGCUAUCAGUGCAGCCUUUGUCCAGCUUAUAGUAUCUGUGAACAAUGUGAAGCAGGAACAUAUGUGCAUGAUCCCAAUCAUGUUUUGUUAAAGCUGCGAAGACCUAUACUGUGUGUUGCUGAGAAUUAUGGUCUUGCACAGUUUUCACCUCGCCUCCCUGCUUCCCUGGAGCAAGUUAGGCUCCAGAAACAGAUGGACAAAAGAUUUCUGAAGGCAGAAAAGCAAAGAUUACGAGCAGAGAAGAAACAACGAAAGGCGGAGGUCCGAGAGCUCAAAAAGCAGCUCAAAUUGCACAGGAAGAUUCACCUGUGGAACUCUGUCCAUGUCUUGGAAACUAGUGGUUCACCAACUCUGAAGUCUGAGAGUCUCCAACCCUUCAUGAAUUCCAGCCAACCCUUCCAAGCAAUUGUCCCAACAUUGAGUGCAGUAUUUGUGGAUGAGAAUUUGCCAGAUGGGACUCACUUGAAGCCAGGAACAAAGUUUAUUAAACAUUGGCAAAUGAAAAACACUGGCAAUGUGGAAUGGAGCUCGGAUACAAAGCUGAAACUUAUGUGGGGAAAUUUGACGUUGGCAUCUUCUGAAAAAGAUGUGUUAGUACCAUCCCUUCCAUCAGGGCAAGUAGGAACUGUUUCAGUUGAGUUUGUGGCUCCUAAUAUAGAAGGAACCUACACAUCUCACUGGAGGCUGUCACACAGAGGGGAACAGUUUGGGCCCAGGAUUUGGUGCAGUAUUGUUGUGGAUCCCUCCCCACCUACUGACUGUCUAAAGAGCAAUUGGAAGGAUUCUGACUCCCAUCAAAAGGAUAAAGCUUCUGGUAACAAACAGGAUGCUUCCCUGAGGACAGAAGCAGAUGCUCAAAUGAUGGGCAAAGUCAUGGAGCAGGCUGAAUUACCUCUGUCAAAUACUCCUUUAAAGAUCAGAAAUCUGCCGAGUGAGAGACAAUUUUAUAUCCCAUCAGUUGAUCUCCUCACUGCACAGGAUUUACUGUCCUUUGAGCUACUGGAUAUUAAUAUUGUACAGGAAUUGGAGCGAGUGCCACACAAUACUCCAGUUGACAUGACUCCAUGCAUGUCACCUUUGCCAUAUGAUAACCCCUUGCUGGAGAAACCUGGCUUAGGUCAGAUAGAGGAGGAGAAGGAGGGAAGUGGAUUUAAACCACUGCCUGGAGUGGCUGAAGCCUGUUUGACUGCUGAUACUUGCAUGGUGAAAAUGAGAGCUGAGCAUCCAUUGAACCAGGAGGAAGGGGAAGAAGAUAUGAGUGGGACUCAAUUUGUCUGUGAAACUGUCAUUCGUUCUCUUACCCUGGAUGCUGCACCUGACCAUAAGCCCCCACAAAGGAAAACUGUGCAGAACUCUUUGCAAACACUAGAAAAUACCUUCAGCUGUAAUCUGAAAAGUGAAGGAUCUCCUAGGAUAAAAACUAAUUAUACUUCCAAAAGAGAAGCAAAGAUUCACCACUUGGAGGCAAUGAGAGAAAAUGAAUAUGAGGAACUCCCAUUGUCUGAUGGGCAAGCAAACACCUGUAGUGAGACUGGCAAUUAUGAUGAUGAUGAUGCUACAGAUGAUGUUCAAAGUCAAGGCUCUUCUGCUUCAUCAGAGGAUUAUAUCAUUAUUCUUCCUGAGUGUUUUGAUACCAGCCGUCCUUUAGGAGAGUCCAUGUAUAGUUCUGCUCUUUCUCAGCCCAGUUUGGACAAAACAGGAGAACCUGAAACACAAGCAGGGAAUCCAGAAGGUGGAAGCCAGCUGCAGAUCCACAGCAUCAAUGAUGUUUUGACAGCUGUAGUACCUUUGACCUCAGAGAUCAUGGACACCGUACCACAGAAACACAUGAAUCUUGCUUCUCUUCAGAAUCAUGUCUUCGAAGAACCAAACUUACCAGCUUCAGAGGAUGUCUCUUCCACCUCUCUUGAUCAAAUAAGAGAAGAACCCAGAGGUGAAGACAGUCGUGGACCAGAAUCUUCUGGAUUUAUGACUAGUAAAUCAAAGUGCUCAGAAUACUCAAGAUACCCCCAAGGAAGCAGCAUUGCAGGAGGACUAGUUAAAGGAGCUUUGUCAGUUGCUGCCUCUGCCUACAAAGCACUGUUUGCUGGGUCGCCCACUAUAGAACAGCAGCCUACAGCUACAGAAGAGCAUACUGCCACUCUUCUAUCCAGUCUAUGUGAGAUGGGAUUCUGUGACAGGCAGUUAAACCUGCAACUGCUGAAGAAACACAACAACAAUAUGGUUCAAGUGGUAACCGAAUUACUUCAGAUCAAUAACAGUGACUGGUAUGGUAUUAGAUGCUGAACUUUUCUGGUGAAGGGAGGAACAGUCUUCAUUGAGCAGACUCAUUAAACACUGCAACAGUAGCAGGCUGCUCCUCAGCUUUUUCUGUUCUGGGGUGCGGCUAAAAAGUUUGUGUUCCUUAGUGAACUUUUGAGGUGGAUUUUUCUUCUGUCUCUUCUUUUUUUUUCUUCUUCUUUUUUUUUUUUUUUUAAUGGAAAUGUCACAGCAUUAUAUCAAUUGGAGACCAGAUUGUCAACUUUACUUUGGACCUCAUAAAUGAGUAGCCUUUAAGUCUCUAAUCUGAUACUGAAUUCCUUUUAUCUGGGAAUCCUGUAGAAUGACUUCUAGUCAAGUGAAAACUUCCCCUUUUAUUGAGUGUGAAGAAAUUUUUAAGGCAGAUGGAAACUCCUGUUGACUGUAACAAGCUUUGGAAGAGGAACCAAUGCUAAAUGCUGCUGUAAAAUAUAUAUUAGACAAGACUACAAGAGAUGCCCACAGCUAGCAAUUUGCUUCUGAUAUAAUUUAGUAGCUGACUUUUGUCUAACAUAUGAUAGCAAUAUAACCUUUAAACUAUACAAAUCCUUUUAGAAGAAAAAGGUUGCUCAUAAAAUAGUCAUAUUAAACAAUGAAACAACUUCUAAAGUCAAGUGUAACUGCUUUUGAUUUAAUCUGAUAAGUAUCAAGAGUGUCAUUGUUUCAUGUAGUAGAAUGAAACAUGAGAAUAAAUUUACCAGCAGCUAUUAAACUAUCUCUAAUAAUGAUAGUAGUAUAUCUCUAACAGAAUAUAUAGCAUACAUAAAAUACUUUGUUAAAGUCUAAUUGUAGGAAAGGCCUUUCUAAGAGCCUUUUGGAGACGAUUUGUAAAGAGGUUAAAGAUUUGACCACUUUAUUUUUAUUUUUUUUUCUAACUCAGUGUAGUGCAAGCCUUUUAUUCUGCUGAUACUACGUGGAAGAAUUGAAGAAUGUGUAGAAAGCCAGACCUGAACUGGAGUGCAAAUUCUAGUAAUGUUUGGGAAUGUAAAGAGUGCCUGAGGUAGAGAGGGGUGACUUCUGGUUUAUUUUGAGAAUAAAUUUGAGAGUAUUAAGUGUACAGUCACCCUUGAUGGUUCUAGCUGGCCACAUUUCAUUGACACAUCUGUAGGAUUCAGUUUCUUGCAAGAUUUUGCUUUAGAUGCCCAUACUUAAUUUGGAAGUCUGAGAAUUCCCUUUUUAAACAUACCAAGAGAUUUGAUUCUGAAGAAUCUCAAGAAACCAGCAACAUCCACUGCUGUGCAGUGGAGUAUCAAUUGAUAAGUGUUUAGAAGCCAGUCCUCUGAAAGCAACAGCAGUGUUGGCUACAUUCUUACUUUCAAGCAGAUUUUUUUUUCCUUGCUGCAAUAAGAGACCAUUGUUCUGAAAUUUUAUAUUACUGCAGCUUCAAUUUUUUUUUCUGUUUUGACAGGAUGUAGUUGAAGCAGUAUUAGUAAUAUUAUUGUGACUGACCCAGUAAUCAUUAGUCUUUCUUAAAUACCUAAUACCCUUAUAUAAGAUACCAUAAAAGUGAGUGAAGAAAAAUGUGUAUCAUAGCAUUUUUGUUUUAAACCUAUUUUUAUAGAUGAUGGAAGAUAAAAUACUCUUAAAUGUUUAUUUUGAAAUAUAGUGGGCUAUUUUGCAGUGUUUCCCAUCUGUCUUUACCCCAGUAUAGCUCUAACCUGCUGUGGACCACAAAGAUCUUUCUGUAACUUGAACUUACUGUUUUUCUGCCAUAACUUUUGCAUUCUGUUCUGAGUACCUUUUGGCUCAUGCUUCCUCCAGGAGGAGGAAAGGGCAGGGAUGAAAUACAGUGGCUGGCAAUGUUUCUAAGCCUAAUGGGCUUGUCUGCUUUUAAUCAGGAUUUCACAGCAGGACACAUGUUCUUUCUAAGUGUAUCUUCAUAUUUGAGGAAUGUUAAUGUUUUCUGUAAAUUAACAAAACACUAAAAUGGUUUGAAGAAAAACACUUCAUUGCAGUUUGAAAUGUGUGGUGUGACAUGCUCUUUUCUUUAAUUCCCUACACUUUAAUGCUUAGUUUAUUCGUUUUAGAUGAUGUAUGCUCAGGCUUAGGGUACAUUUGUUGGCUUUGUAUAUUUUGUUAAUGGAUGCAUGGUAUAAUUUAUAAUAUAUUCUAGAGUGCAGAUUUGACCUCUGUAUCUUAUUUAGGAUGAGCACUUUAAAGUCAGCUGUGAUGGGAGAGGAGGAGGCAGAGUGGGGAAGACAAACUUUGCCUCUGUCCUUACAAUAAAACUUCUACCUGGC